Peromyscus eremicus (cactus mouse) is the source of this 3761-nucleotide messenger RNA. It is a transcript of the gene Edem1, whose product is annotated as ER degradation enhancing alpha-mannosidase like protein 1. Gene Ontology annotation, cellular component: endoplasmic reticulum; membrane. Bases 246 to 2192 code for a protein of 648 amino acids. The transcript is spliced from 12 exons. Gene Ontology annotation, molecular function: mannosyl-oligosaccharide 1,2-alpha-mannosidase activity; calcium ion binding. The record is from RefSeq and is a predicted model, not a curated record. Gene Ontology annotation, biological process: carbohydrate metabolic process; endoplasmic reticulum mannose trimming; mannose trimming involved in glycoprotein ERAD pathway. NCBI's taxonomy places the organism in Eukaryota, Metazoa, Chordata, Mammalia, Rodentia, Cricetidae.
CGCGCCCCUCGAGGCCGGGCCGCGCCAGGCCAAUCCUGGGCGGCCGGCGGGCGAACGUGGGGCCUGGCGGGCCGGGCCGGGCCGGGCCGGGCCGCAGGGCGGGGGACAAUGGGCCAGUUCCUGGUGCGUCACGAGGGAGUUCCUUAAAGGGGAAGUGAGCAGGCUCCCGGGCGGACGCGCGGGGCGGCGGUCGGCUGGGGACGCGCCCGGAGCUUCAAAAUAAUGCCCGCGGCGGCCGCGCGACCAUGCAAUGGCGAGCGCUCGUCCUGGGGCUGGUGCUGCUGCGCCUCGGCCUCCACGCGGUGCUCUGGCUGGUCUUCGGGCUGGGGCCCAGCAUGGGCUUCUACCAGCGCUUUCCACUCAGCUUCGGCUUCCAGCGCUUGAGGGGCCCCGACGGCUCGGGGCCGGUGGGUCCUCCCGAAGGCCCGGCCUGGCUGCAUCGGCCAAGGCACGGGACGGAGGGGCGGCUCGAGACCCCGCGGGGGCCGGGGCCGGGCAUGUGUGGCCCGGCGCACUGGGGCUACGCUCUGGGCGGCCGUGGCUGCGGCCCGGACGAGUACGAGCGGCGCUACAGCGGCGCCUUCCCGCCGCAACUGCGUGCCCAGAUGCGCGACCUGGCGCGGGGCAUGUUCGUCUUCGGCUACGACAACUACAUGGCGCACGCCUUUCCGCAGGACGAGCUCAACCCCAUCUACUGCCGUGGCCGGGGGCCGGACCGCGGGGACCCUUCAAAUCUGAACAUCAAUGAUGUCCUAGGGAAUUACUCCCUGACUCUUGUUGAUGCCUUGGAUACACUUGCAAUAAUGGGAAAUUCAUCCGAGUUCCAGAAAGCAGUCAAGUUAGUGAUCAACACUGUUUCGUUUGACAAGGAUUCCACCGUCCAAGUCUUUGAAGCUACGAUAAGGGUUCUGGGAAGCCUCCUUUCUGCUCACAGAAUAAUAACUGACUCCAGACAGCCCUUUGGUGACAUGACAAUUGAGGAUUAUGAUAAUGAAUUGUUGUACAUGGCCCAUGACCUGGCCGUGCGGCUCCUGCCAGCUUUUGAAAACACCAAGACAGGGAUCCCCUAUCCUCGGGUGAACCUGAAGACCGGCGUUCCUCCUGACAGCAAUAACGAGACCUGCACGGCGGGCGCCGGCUCUCUCCUGGUGGAGUUUGGUAUUCUGAGCCGGCUGCUGGGGGAUUCCACUUUUGAGUGGGUGGCCAGACGAGCUGUGAAGGCCCUCUGGAACCUUCGGAGCAACAAUACAGGAUUGCUAGGCAAUGUUGUGAACAUCCAGACAGGCCACUGGGUUGGAAAGCAGAGUGGCUUGGGUGCUGGUCUGGAUUCCUUCUAUGAAUACCUCUUGAAAUCUUACAUUCUUUUUGGAGAAAAAGAAGACCUAGAGAUGUUUAAUGCCGCAUAUCAGAGCAUCCAGAGCUACCUGCGAAGAGGCCGGGAAGCCUGCAAUGAAGGAGAAGGGGACCCACCACUCUAUGUCAAUGUGAACAUGUUCAGUGGGCAGCUCAUGAACACCUGGAUUGACUCUCUGCAGGCUUUCUUCCCCGGACUGCAGGUUCUGAUAGGGGAUGUGGAAGACGCCAUCUGCCUCCACGCCUUCUACUAUGCCAUAUGGAAGCGGUACGGGGCCCUCCCUGAGCGCUAUAACUGGCAACUCCAGGCCCCUGAUGUUCUCUUCUACCCGCUGAGACCAGAGUUGGUGGAGUCCACGUAUCUCCUCUACCAGGCAACCAAGAAUCCCUUCUACCUCCAUGUAGGAAUGGACAUUCUGCAGAGUCUGGAAAAAUACACAAAAGUCAAGUGUGGGUAUGCCACUCUGCAUCACGUCAUAGACAAGUCUAAAGAGGACCGGAUGGAGAGCUUCUUUCUCAGUGAGACCUGUAAAUACUUGUAUCUGCUGUUUGAUGAAGAGAAUCCAGUACACAAAUCUGGAACCAGAUACAUGUUUACAACAGAGGGCCACAUCAUAUCUGUGGACAAACGCCUUCGGGAAUUGCCUUGGAAGGAGUUCUUCUCAGAAGAUGGGGAGCGGGACCAAGAGGAAAAGUUUGUGCACAGGCCUAAGUCUCAGGAGCUCAAAAUCAUUAACUCCAGUUCUAAUUGCAAUCGUGUUCCUGAUGAGAGGCGAUACUCCCUGCCCUUAAAGAGCAUCUACAUGCGCCAGAUCGACCAGAUGGUUGGCUUGAUUUGACCUGCUCGCCUCAGUGUGACCAGACCUUAAACCAAACCCAAGCAUACCAAAAUCCCCUCUGAGAUGGAAGGGUGGAGUCUGUGCGUCUGUGACGCUGUAGAAGUUGCUGUCCAAUUCUUACCUCGGGGUGAUUCUUGCACUUAGUGUUUCCCUUCUCUUUAAUAAAAUACCCUAUUUUUCUGAAGGAUAUAAUUAGAAAUGGGAAGCUACGUGGGAGCUUUUUGUGAUAUGCUGAUGUUCUUAAGCACAAUGGAUUCGGCCUCUUUGGAUUGUUCUUCCCAACUCCAUACACGGAAUGCCAGUCUCCUCGCUUUGCCUCCACUUGCUGUGCUGAAGUAUUGCUACCUCUUUGCUAGAGGAUCAGGAAUGCAAUUCCUGUGCAAAGGUCCUGAGGUUUACUCAGCAUCACUACUUACUGCAGUGAAAGUGUCAUCCUUCCUGUCUUAUGGGGUCAUCAUGCUGUCCCCAGGAUAGCCAGCCGUGAUUUUGGAUCCCAUGGGGGAAAUUCACCUGGUUUAUUUAUAUCCUAAAGUAAUUUAGUGUUACUUGUUUUAGUGUCAUGGUCUAGCCAGAAAUCUGACAGACAGCCUCUAAAGUUAGGUUGGAAUCUAUGAGAUUAACUAACAGAUCUUUUGAGCUGUAAUUUGCAUUUAUUCUCAACAUCAACUUACCUGCAGAACUCCUAUGGUUCCAGAACCAGGUGCCUUCUAGGGAGAGGAAAACCUUAGGAUUGUGUGAACUUCCAUCUCUCGUGUUUCAUAACCGAGGAUACUCAAUGCUGACCAUCUUUGGGUUAGACUUCUGUUCUUGUUGGCUUAUGUGUAGUGCCAAUUAGCUAAUCAGGGACAAAGAAAUGAUCAGAUGACUUUCUGACAUCCUUGAGCCAUUUCUCUGUGAUACAGGCUUUAGAUUAGUGCCUUAGGGGUUUUGUUUGAGCCAUUGGCUGUCACAGCCACUGGUGGCUCUAGACAGCUUGUUUUGUAUUGCCAUAUGAUGGGACCAAGAAAGAGCAGGGUGGGUAUGAGGAAGAUUCUGGAGAUCAGUUUGCCAGCCUUUGCCUUUUGAACCUGUGAUUUCAGCCAGGCAUAAAGGAGGAAAUUAUGAGAAGAUGCUCUUUGUUGUUUCUUUAGCUGAAAUUAGAAAGCUUGCUGAAUUUACACAGACUGUUGUUAAAAAGCAGAGUUGGGCCUGACCCCCGCCUGGCUUCCUUGCGUUGUGACAUGUCGAAAGGCAUCCUGGGCAAAGGGUAGGAAAUCUAUGAGAAAGCUGGUCCAGCCUCAUGUAUCUUUGUCUUCCCUGUGUACUGUUUAUACACUUAAAAUUAGUUCAUUCCAGUCUCCUGUAGGCAGGAAAAAAGCCUCUGAACCAUUUGAUUUUAGUCAAAAGGGAGAAAUUAUAGUCUUUCUUCAAAAUAUGUUACUGCUUUGAAAAUAGAUAUGCCAUUCAGUUCCUUGGCAUUUUUAGAGUGGGAGUUUCAGUAGUGAAUGUGUCAUCUUUUAAACACUAUGCAAUUGGUUUUAUUUAUUUGUUAAGAAUAUUAAAUGCUUCUGUUUUCUUUUGAUUUCACAA